Lynx canadensis (Canada lynx) is the source of this 6583-nucleotide messenger RNA. It is a transcript of the gene OXR1, whose product is annotated as oxidation resistance 1. Gene Ontology annotation, biological process: response to oxidative stress. The transcript has 15 exons. Gene Ontology annotation, cellular component: nucleus. Bases 2452 to 4803 code for a protein of 783 amino acids. Lineage: Eukaryota; Metazoa; Chordata; Mammalia; Carnivora; Felidae. The record is from RefSeq and is a predicted model, not a curated record.
UGGCUUCGUGCCGUUCUUUCAAGAAAAAAAAAAAAAAGGUCACGGAGGCACAAUAUUGAUGCCUUAUGGAAUUUUAAAAAGCGCUCCCUGCAGAGGUAUUGCGUAUGGUUAACUUGCCCCAGUGUCAUUGGCCUCCUCUAAGUUAAUAAAUAAAGUGGCAGGCCUCUCCUAGUUAUUUGUAUUUUGUUUUUGUUAGUUGUUUUAAUACGCACUUUGCUGUUAGGAGAGUAAACUUAGGAACACUCGAGAGUUUAGAGUGGACAGAGGAACUCAGUAUAAAAUCUGUCCACACUCCACAUUCUGCUGUUCGUUUUAAAGCAGUGAAAAGGUGGACACAUCUAUAGAUCUGUGGGUAUAGGUGUGUAAGUGAAGCUUGGAAGAAACUUGAAUAUUAAAAUCUUAAUUUUAGCAUGGCCCCUUUAAAUAUUUUUUUUUCUCACUUUACAUAACCUAUCUUUAGAAUUCCUGUUUAUGGAAUUAGAAAACACAGAAGGGGCUACUUUAUUUGUGCUUUGAAGAGUGUUAACCAGAUGCAGAAUUCUAAAGGUGGGACCAAGGAUGAGGACUGAAAUUUUAAAAUGUUUGAAAAUGAGCCUUUAGUUGCCUAGUUGAAAACAGUUGAUAUGUGACCAACCUCUAGAUGGAUGGAGAAUUCAGAAAUAUGUGGUGGAACUUAAGCAGGAAGGAAUAUGAUAGGUAUUUUUAAUGAGUCUAAACAUAUAUAUCUGAUUGAUUCAUUGGAAAACAUUUAUUGAGCAGACUGCUGUAGCUGACACUCUCCUUCAGAGCUGCAGUUUCAAAAUUCCUCUUGUAUUGAGGCUGCCUUAUCAACUCAUGGCACAUUGUUUAAUAUUUAUGGUGCCCCCAGAUCUCUGACACAAGUUGGCGAGGCCUUGUGAUGUCCCAGUUAUGACCACAGUUAGGUGGGCAGGUAUGCCUGUCAUUAACUUGCUGAAAGAAUUUGUAAAUUUCACUUAAUCUCUUUGGGCCUAUAUUUUCUUGUUUGUAAAUGAAGCUGAUGAGAUGAUUCUCAAGGUUCUCAAUUUCAGAGCUCUUUUUCAUUUAGAACACAACUAGUGAAAAUGACUGGUGGUAAAGCUAGAAAAUAGCAUUUGGGUAUAAAAACAUUGUGGAUCUAUGAAGUUAUGCCUACGGGGUUCUGAAGGCAGUUCAAGAAAUAAGUGCCCCAGGAAUAAUUUGAACAUCAUUUUUAGAGUAAGUUUAGUUCCCUAGAUUGACUCCUUUUGAGAGGCAACACAUGUAUACACAGGUAAAAAAAAAAAAAAAAAAAAUAGGUUGUGCUUUAUUAGUUUCUGCUUAGCCUUGCUUAAAAUGAGAACUCUCUUUUUUUGCAGCUGCCUACUCCCAAUGAAGUUCGGAUAUAGGGUGUUUUAUUUUCUGUGGUGUGUGUGUGUGUGUGUGUGUGUGUGUGUGUGUGUGUGUGUGAGAAUGAGUGUCAGUCUGAAGGUUUUCUUUUGCCCUUACUGUUUGUGAUUGCCUUUAUUUCAGAUGUUUAUAACAGCUGCCUAAGGUUUCUUUUGUCUCUCACCCUUCGUUCAGUUCUUUAAAGUCUCCUAUGUACUAUAGCAGUAUUUCUUGUACAGACCCCUUGUAGAUUGGAUGUACUUCGGGACCCCGUUUGUUGUUAGUGAUCUUGCCCCAUUUCGUGUUCAGUUGAUAAAAUCAGCUAUGUUGGUAAAAUAGCAUUCCUGUUGACAUAUUAAGGAUGAACUAGAUAAAAUUUUGGUUGAAAAUUCUUGAUUUUACUCUUUUCUGUAAACAAACCACUUACUGGACUGUUAGUGUUACUGAUGCCUUUACUCCUUUCCUAGGUGGCUGCCUUUGCUCUUACUAGCUUUUAGUGUUUUCUGACUCCCAACAUUAUAUAGUUGCCCCCAAGAAAACCAUAAUUGGGGUUGGACACAUUAAGGAGCUUAUCACACCACUGCUAUAGUUAAUAACAGUUUGAAAGAAACAUGUUGCAAUUCUUGUUUUUACCUAAAGAGUCAAUUAUGACUUGAUUCAAGAAAAAUUUUUGGACCUUGAGUAUUGCUCUUGUUUGGGAGCAUGACCAUAAUAAGCCUAUACUAUGAAGCCUUUGAAAGUAUUCACUUUACUAGAUCAUAUGGUUAUAAAUAAGUGUAAAUAAGAUUUAUCAAGUUUAAGUCUCAGUUUAUUGUGAUACAGUUAUUACCACAAACUACCCUGCUAUGUCAACUUUUCCCACUUGGUGACAGUAUACUUUAAAUACAUCUCAGUCCUGUUUAAAUUUUAUUUUCAUUUUUUAGCAGUUAAAACGCUUAUAUUUUAGGAGGAAACAGCAACAAGCAUAAAACUGCCAAGAACAUUGGGGCGGCCACUAGCGAAUAUUUUAUUUAAUCCUAACAAUAACAAGUCUGCAAGCUAGACACUGGCCAAAAGAAGACCUUAGACAAGAAAGAUGGGAGACGAAUGUCUUUUCAGAAACCUAAAGGAACUAUUGAGUAUACUGUUGAAUCAAGGGAUUCUUUGAAUAGUAUAGCCCUGAAAUUUGAUACAACGCCCAACGAACUUGUUCAAUUAAAUAAGUUAUUCUCCCGAGCAGUUGUUACUGGACAGGUUUUAUAUGUUCCUGAUCCUGAAUAUGUCUCCAGUGUUGAGAGCUCUCCAUCUCUAAGUCCCAUAAGUCCUCUGUCACCAACAUCUUCCGAGGCUGAAUUUGAUAAGGCCACUAAUCCUGAUGUAGUCCACCCAAAAGAAGCAACUCCCUUAUCUACUCUUACUGGUAUUCGACCUGCACGAGUUGUAUCUUCAACUUCUGAGGAGGAAGAAGCAUUUACGGAGAAAUUUCUUAAAAUUAAUUGCAAAUAUAUUACCAGUGGCAAGGGCACAGUCAGUGGUGUGCUGCUGGUUACACCAAAUAAUAUAAUGUUUGAUCCACAUAAAACUGACCCUUUGGUUCAAGAGAAUGGCUGUGAGGAAUAUGGUAUCAUGUGUCCAAUGGAAGAGGUGAUGUCAGCUGCAAUGUACAAAGAAAUUUUGGAUAGCAAAAUAAAGGAAUCUUUACCCAUAGAGAUAGAUCAGUUAUCAGGAAGGGAUUUCUGCCAUUUAAAGAAAAUGACAAGAAGUAAUACUGAUGAAAUAGACUCAAGAACCCGUGAUGCAGGUAAUGAUAGUGCCAGCACUGCUCCCAGGAGCACCGAGGAGUCUCUUUCUGAAGAUGUGUUCACAGAAUCGGAACUCUCUCCUAUACGAGAGGAGCUUGUCUCUUCAGAUGAGCUUCGACAAGAUAAAUCAUCUGGUGCGUCAUCAGAAUCUGUGCAAACUGUCAAUCAAAGUGGUGGAGAAUGUUUAACAGCCAUAUCAGAGUCUUCUACUACUGAUCAGUUAAAAUCUGAUUCUGGACAUUCUACAAAUGAAGUUGGGACUUCUUCUCUUAAAACAGAUUUAAAUGAUCUUGAAAAGGCCAUUAAGGAAGGAGAUCAGGCUACAGAUAAUUUUCAAGAGAUCUCAGGCUCUAAAGAACAAAGCACAAGUAUAAAAGGAAAUGCAGACCAGGAUUUUCUUAAUGAGAAUUCACUACAUCAGGAAGAGGGUGAAAAAGAAAGUAUAUCUUUUGGGGAAGCAGCAGAUUUUAAACAAAAGCAAACUGUCAACAAAGGAAAACAAGGAAAGGAACAAAAUCUGGACUCCGAGGCAGAGGUAGAAGAACUCCGGAAACUCUGGAAAACCCAUACUAUGCAACAGACUAAGCAGCAAAGGGAAAAUAUUCAACAGGUGUCACAAAAAGAAAUUAAGCAUAAAAUAGCAACUGCUGAUAUAGAAGGUUCUGCACUUUUAAAAGAAAAGAGAAGGCAUCGAUUGCAUAAGUUCUUAUGUCUCAGAGUUGGAAAACCAAUGAGGAAAACAUUUGUUUCUCAAGCAAGUGCAACAAUGCAACAGUAUGCACAGAGAGAUAAGAAACACGAAUAUUGGUUUGCUGUGCCACAAGAAAGGACAGACCACUUGUAUGCCUUCUUCAUUCAGUGGAGUCCAGAAAUAUAUGCAGAAGAUACUGGUGAAUGUACCAGAGAACCUGGAUUUAUAGUAGUAAAAAAGCUUGAAGAAUCUGAAACAAAUGAGGAUUCUACUAAUGAAGCUGCAGCCAGAGAAUGGGAGGUAGUGUCAGUGGCUGAGUAUCACCGCAGGAUCGAUGCUCUAAAUACUGAAGAACUGCGCACACUCUGCAGACGUCUCCAGAUUACUACAAGAGAAGACAUAAGUUCAAAGCAGAUUGCUCCAGUGAAAGCAGACCUGGAGUCUGAAUCUUUUCGACCAAACCUAAGUGAUCCCAGUGAACUCUUACUGCCAGAUCAAAUUGAAAAGCUUACCAAGCAUCUUCCACCAAGAACAAUUGGCUAUCCAUGGACUCUUGUUUAUGGCACCGGGAAGCAUGGCACAAGCUUGAAGACCCUUUAUCGAACAAUGACAGGUUUAGACACCCCAGUGCUGAUGGUGAUUAAAGACAGUGAUGGGCAGGUCUUUGGUGCAUUAGCAUCUGAGCCAUUUAAAGUGAGUGAUGGCUUUUAUGGUACUGGAGAGACCUUUGUUUUUACAUUCUGUCCAGAGUUUGAGGUCUUUAAGUGGACAGGAGAUAAUAUGUUUUUUAUCAAAGGAGACAUGGAUUCACUAGCUUUUGGUGGUGGAGGGGGAGAAUUUGCCCUUUGGCUUGAUGGAGAUCUUUACCAUGGAAGAAGCCAUUCUUGUAAAACAUUUGGGAAUCAUACACUUUCUAAGAAGGAAGAUUUCUUUAUCCAAGACAUUGAAAUCUGGGCUUUUGAAUAAAUGUAAUGCUGUCUUAGCAGGAUAUUGGCCCAAACCUGACAUGGACAAGCAUUGUUUGGAAAGUUCAAGAAGCAAUACAACGUAACAUGUCACUCGUGCUUUAAAAUUAAUUGUAUCACCAUUUAUUACAGCUAUAAUUUUGGAAUUUAUUUUUAAAAUCAUGUUUCUGUCCCAGGGUUUUUCAGGUUUAGACCGUGAUGUGGGUCCACACAGUAUAACAGCUUGGGUUUUGUCAGAAUUUUGGCAGCAUUUUGAUCAUAGUGACCACCUCAUCUACCAUCCGUGUUAUCUCAGUCUCCUGAUAAGAUGGUGCUUUUUUUUUGGACCUAUUUUGGUUUAUUGUUUUUAAAACUAUGUUGAUUGUUUUACUAGAGGAGUCUAAUUGGAGCAUUGAGAGAAUGAAGAUUAGAUAAUGCUGUGAGAUAUAUCUGUGACAUUGGCACAGGUGACUUUUGGACAUGCUCAACUUAGUCAUCCUUAUGAAGGAAAAAAGAACACAUGCCAAAAUUACGCAUAUUCCAUAAACCACUGAGUUCUAAUUUUAAUUCACACUACUACAGCAUUCUCUUUAUUAAUUUUGCAGGUAUUCUCAAUUUCAUUUUAAUAAAAAUGAAAUUUGAGGAGAAUUCUGGUUGUGAUAGACCACAAUGCACAUGAUCUGCAGGUUUGGGCAUAUGCUUUCAUGAUUGAAUUAUCUGAUAAAAAGUUACAAAAUACAAAGGAGAAUGAGAACUUGAUGAUUCUACUGGAUUUAAUAUAUCAAGCAAGAAAAUAUACUAUUUGCAUAUUUGUAGCUUAGCAGGGCAUUAUAAGUACAAAAACUAUGAAACAGAUGCAUAUUCCUUCAACAUAUUGUGUCAGAUAUACUGUUUUAUAGUUCCAUUGUUUUAGCCUUGUUGCACACCACCUCCCAAAAUAUAGGUUGUUGUUCAAAUGGAAAAAAAAGUGUGUUUUUUUGAGUGGUAUAUGUUAUUAACUACCAUUAGCAUUUGCUGUUAUAAAAGGGCAAUGAUUAUAGUAGACAAUAUUGUAACUCAGUAGACUUGUUGAAUAUGCAAAUUUACUGUCAAGUGACCUCAAAAAAAAAAAAAAAGAUAGAAUAUAUUAGUAGUUCUUAUCCUCUUUUGUAGGAAACCAAUAAUAUGCCAUUGUGGCGGUCAUUCAUCAGUUAAUUUCAAAGCUUCAUGUUAUGCAAAAAAAAAAAAAAAAAAUCCUGCUGUUAUACAUGUGACAGUGACCUUGUGCUGAAAUUUCAGCUAUUCCAGAUAAACCUUGUAUAUUAUCUUGUAAAUUAAUGUUUAAAGGUAGUUUUGUUCUUAUAGAAAGUGUCGAUUGCCAGGUUGCUUAUAGCACUUUAAAUUAUUCUAAAAAGGAAAUUACAAGCCAAAUAUGUUGGCUUUAGUAGUUUUAGUUGUAUAGGACUUGAAUAUAUUUAGAUCUUUUGAAAGUUUAGAUAAUUAUCUAAAGAAAGCAUAAUACUAAUGGGAAAGAAAAUCUGAUCUAUUUAAUAUGCUGUCGCUGAAUAUGAAUAGAAAUGUGGGCAUCAUUUCCUUGUGUAUGUAAAGCUCUCUCAUAAGUUAGUAACAGUAUAUAGAUUAAAUGUUUACAAUAUAGAGAAUUGUAAAUAAAUAUAUCGUUUUCUCCCUUGGUCUUCCACAGCAGUAUUAUUGUCUUUGUGGAGUUGACUAAUCAUUUAAAAAAAGAAAAUCCUGUAUUGGAUUUCAAUUAUAAUAAGGUCAUAGUGGUGUAUACCAAAUAAAAUUAAAUACAUAAAUACAAA